Messenger RNA from Leguminivora glycinivorella, 1853 nucleotides. RefSeq names its product cAMP-dependent protein kinase type I regulatory subunit (gene Pka-R1). The transcript is spliced from 7 exons. The record is from RefSeq and is a predicted model, not a curated record. Bases 167 to 1285 code for a protein of 372 amino acids. Gene Ontology annotation, cellular component: cAMP-dependent protein kinase complex. Lineage: Eukaryota; Metazoa; Arthropoda; Insecta; Lepidoptera; Tortricidae. Gene Ontology annotation, molecular function: cAMP-dependent protein kinase regulator activity. Gene Ontology annotation, biological process: regulation of protein phosphorylation.
AUUUCUGAUUUUCACUUUCAAUUUCAUCAAUUUCAUAAUUUCGAUCGAAGAAUGAAGAAACCUUGUUGUAUUUGUAUAAAACAUUCGAUAUAAUUCAGAUUUGUUGACUAUGCUGUGAACUAUUUUUAUUUUAUGAAUCAUAUUUUAUGGAUAGCUAAUUCCAGAAAUGGAGGAAGAUCACUGUUUACACGAAUGUGAAAGUUACAUUCAAAGCCAUAAUAUUCAAUUGUUAUUAAAAGACUGUAUUGUACAGCUUUGUGUAAAUAAGCCAGAAAAUCCGGUAACAUUUCUCAGACAAUAUUUUCAAAAAUUGGAACGGGAGCAAGUGAAAGCAGCGGCAGCAGCUGCGGCUGCGUCUGAAGGUGAAGCAGAUGGGGAGCUGUCGCCACUACCGGUGCCGGGCGGGCAGCCGCCUCGGCGACGCGGCGGUAUCAGUGCGGAGCCCAUGACAGAGGAAGAUGUUACUAGUUAUGUUAAAAAGGUGGUGCCAAAAGACUACAAGACUAUGGGUGCUCUGUCCCGUGCCAUCGCUUCCAACGUGCUGUUCACUCACCUGGACGAGUCGGAGCGGGCGGACAUGUUCGACGCCAUGUUUCCUGUCCAGUUCCUCCCCGGCGAGACCGUCAUACGACAGGGGGACGAGGGGGACAACUUCUAUAUUAUACACUCGGGCGAAGUUGAGGUGCUAGUGAACGGCGAGCCAGUGACUAGCAUCGGUGAGGGCGGCAGCUUCGGCGAGCUGGCGCUCAUCUACGGCACGCCGCGCGCCGCCACCGUCCGCGCGCGCACCGCGCUCAAGCUGUGGGGGCUCGACCGCGACUCCUACCGCCGCAUCCUCAUGGGCUCCACCAUCCGCAAGCGCAAGAUGUACGACGAGUUCCUGUCCCGCGUCUCCAUACUAGAAAGCUUAGAGAAAUGGGAGCGGCUGACGGUGGCGGACGCGCUCGAGCCCGUGUCGUUCACAGACGGCGAGACUAUCGUGCGGCAGGGCGAGCCCGGCGACGACUUCUAUAUUAUUGUCGAAGGCACGGCGGUGGUGCUGCAGCAGCGCAGCGGGCAGGCGGAGGGCGCGGCGGUGGAGGUGGGGCGCCUGGGCCCGUCCGACUACUUCGGCGAGAUCGCGCUGCUGCUCGACCGCCCGCGCGCCGCCACCGUGCGCGCCGCCGGCCCGCUCAAGUGCGUCAAGCUCGACCGCGCCAGGUUUGAACGCGUGUUGGGGCUGUGUGCUGACAUCCUGAAACGCAACAUUGCACAGUACAAUAGUUUUGUGUCUCUGUCCGUGUAAAGUGUUCAAUGAACUUCAUAGUCCAUAACAUAAUAUAGUAAAUAUUAUACUGAAACCUAUAAGGGUUUGAGUUAAACUUUUUAUACGAAAAAAAUAAGCCAGAGUACACUAGCUUACAGAAUGUGUGGAAUGAUAAUAUUUAUAUAAUACCUACAAAUAAUCUUUAUUUCUUUAAUAUUUACCUUUUAAUGUUUAAAUGUAGCAAUUAUUUCGUUUAAAAAUAUGUGUUCUUACUUAUUUAUAUUUGAAGCCAAGUGAUGGGUCUGCCGGCCAAAACUUAUACCAUUACGGUCAAAUGUGGUAAUAUAAGUAAAAUAAACUUCGUGAUUUCGAUGUUUUCCCUGUUCGUUAUAUUAGGUGCAAUUUUUAGCGGCCGGCUCUUAUGUAUUGUAUAUUAUAUUAAUCAAGUUAAUAUAUUUUGGAAAGGAGUGAAGUAACAUAACAUUUCGCUGGAGUAGGUGUGCGUGUUAAUACAUUAAUAUUUUAAUAUGUAUUCAUCGUAAGUCAAUUACAAUGAAGGAUAGUGUUGUUUUAUUCUGUAUUUUAAACCAAUAAAGUUAGAAAUGAU